CAAAGAUAUGUUUUUGUUAGUUGGCAAUGCAGAGCCAUACCAAAACAAAACAAGAAAAAGAAAAAAUUGCGUUGAAAAUUUUAUUCUCGAAUAUAACUGAAAUUUUACAUAUUCAUUACAUUUUAAUAUUUUUUGGGGAAUAUCUCUAUAUUUUCUUUUCAUUGUAUAGCAAAUGAUUUUGAUUUAAAUGUUUAGCGUUUUUUGAGGCUUACAUAUAUGCUGCGUAAAAGGUAUUUGCAUCUCUACUUACAAUAAUGAAUACUUGAAUAAAGUGUAAGCUUUUUUAUUUUCCAAAAUGAGUGCUAAGUCGCUUGAAAGGUUGUCUGUUCGGGAGCGUGAGAAGUUAGAAAAGUAUAUUAAGUCUUUCAUAGCAAAAGUCCCACAAGCCAUUGUUCAAUCCAGAUUUGGGAAAAUGAGGGAUCGUUCUUCGAAUUGCAGUUCUUUAGACAAUGAUGUGUAUGAAAUUGCCAUUGAAGAUGAUUUAGAAGUUCAAGAAAAAGUGAAAGAAGCUUGUAGAAAUGUUAAUCCACUGCAUGAAUUCUCUGUGAACGUUGAAAUUCUUUUGCAUACUAUAGAUCAAGAGACAUUAGCAUUAGAAGAAUGGAACAUACGUCAAGUAUAUUCCCAAACAUUUUGGGAUCCUAGGUAUAAAGUUUCUGCCGAAAUCGAAGUGAUUUUUCGUAAAUUGUAUAUGCUGUUGAAGUCAGUUAUUCCUGUAACACGUGCUAAUCCAGCAUUCAAAAUGUCACUGCAGCACAAGAAAUACAAUUAUGUUAUGAUGUAUAGAAUCUAUUCUGGUGAACCAAGGAUUUCACAAUUGGGUAUUAAUCCUGUGAAAUACAAGCUUGGAGAAGUUCAUACACCAGUUGGAACAAUGAGCGUUUCAGUUGCUUAUAGAUCUGAUCAGGAGAUGACUAUAGAACCUAAAAAUUCAGAGAAGGAAAACUCUUUUAUGUUGAACAGUGAUUACUUUAAUCUUGAUCUCAGUCCUAAAAGAUUAAGCUCUGCUCCAAGAACUAUUAAAAAUCAUGUUUUAAGAAAUAACUCUAAUUCCCAAAAUGUUGGAGCUUUUGCUCAAUGCAACUUAGUGCCAGAUCCUGGUUUUCCUGAAUUAGCAUUCCUACAAAAAUCAAUAUUGCACCCAUCACGCAGUUGCUUGCGGCAAGAGAAUGAAGAAGCCAAUGAUAAUGUGAAAGGUGAUCUCAAUUCAAAUGUCUCUCCUGACGUUAAGCUGGAUAGAAAAGAUAUUAUUAAAGAUGCUGAUAGACUUUCUUGCAGCGAUGUAUCAGAUGGUAGUGAUUUUGUUCUAGUUGAUCUUAAGCCGCCAUUUGCUACUUGUGAUCCCGAUCACGGUUUAGGUGCUUUUUACCAAGAAUGCCAGCUUGCCCCACCCCUGUCAUCCUUCAGUGAUCAACCAUCUUUAGAGGAACAGGUGCUUGACGUAGCUACACAGCUUGAGAAAUUUGAAAUUAGUAUGAUGGACUUUGACAAAUUUGUGGAUUCUGUUUGCCAAAUUAACUCUAAAAAUUGAUAUUAUCAUUAUUCUUUUUCUUUGUACAUAUCUAUGUUGCACAUUUUAAAUUAAAUUUAUUGAUUGAAAACA
Messenger RNA from Parasteatoda tepidariorum (common house spider), 1603 nucleotides. It is a transcript of the gene Atg13, whose product is annotated as Autophagy-related 13. The record is from RefSeq and is a predicted model, not a curated record. NCBI's taxonomy places the organism in Eukaryota, Metazoa, Arthropoda, Arachnida, Araneae, Theridiidae. Gene Ontology annotation, cellular component: cytosol; Atg1/ULK1 kinase complex; phagophore assembly site. Gene Ontology annotation, biological process: piecemeal microautophagy of the nucleus; protein localization to phagophore assembly site; autophagosome assembly.